ACGAGCGCUGGCGUCUAGGAUGAAACUUGGCGUGCGGUCGUCCAUUGCCAGCGUCGCUUUCACCGUGGUGCAACCAAGGUGCAACGUGCAACCUUUGUGCUUGGCUUUGGACGCCAUUGCUGAAAAACUCGUAGAGGCGGCAGGAGGUGGAUGGUUCACUGAGCGUGGUCUUCCCUGACCGACAUCGUCCUUACUUCCAUGCCAGGUUUCAACGCGUGAGCGCCGUUGCAGUGCUGACAAAUCGUACGUGAAGUGCGCAUGUGUGUGAAGUAGUCAAGUGGCACGACCACUUGUUGACAACUUUGUAAAUGGCACCUAAGAGGAAGGAUCCCUGCGACAAUUUCGAUGUCGCAUUUAUGCCGUUGGCUAAAAGAUGUGCCGGCGAAGAUGAAGCAGCGCCCGACUGUCGCAACAGCUCAAGUGAUGCUAGUGUGGAUCCGCCAGAUUUCAAGAGACCCAGUCUAGAACAGCUAAUGUAUUACGAUCGUCCUUGCUCUGCGAGGACAUCUGGACAAAGAUGUUGGCUGAGCGUCGAAAUGUGUCUAUGGAACAGAGCACUGCACAACCUUGGUUUCGAACUUCUCGAGCACAAGCCUGGCAAGGUUAUAUUGCAGUCAAUGCCCUACGCUAGGGCUGACAACAAACACUCCAGUGUUUGUUCCAGUCUUUGUUCCGUCCAGUCUUCGUGCCUACUUACGCGGCUUCUUGAGCGCCACUGUUGCAUCGACGAGCUUAAGCUGUUCUCUCGGAAGCUUCCCAGCAACGCCGACUACACUGACAAUCCAAACAAAAAGUCCUACCCCGUUCGCUUGGCUGCUGCGCUGCGAGACGGCCCCAUCCGCAACAUUCGCAGGCUUAAGCUUGUGCUCUCCAAUACCCCCGGAGAGAAUCCCGACGAAGUGCCCAGGCGCCACGAAUACGUAUUCGAGGGCCUCAAUGCUGUCGCCGGUCUGGAAGAGCUCGUGAUCGAUUGUCCCGAGAUCAAGUUCAAAUUUUCAUCAGAACUGGAAGCGCUGCUACGACGCAAUGCCGGCACCCUCAAAAGAGUCAAGAUCGUCCAAGCGACUCUACCAAGGAAUGUGUACCAUGCGUUACAAUACCUCGUCAACUGUGAGUCGCUGACGUUUAACCCACCUCGAAAUAUUGACAGACGCCUCCCGACCACCGACCCCGUGGCACAACUUCUGGGGAAGACGAACUCCCUGAAGAAAGUCAGUGUUAGUUCCAUAUAUCGCGCUCAGCUUAAACCACUGGCGAAGGCCAUCAACACCUGCACUUCUUUGACAGAGCUGACCGUGCAGUUCGCAAAUACGAGCUGCUCAAUGGGCGCUUUAUUUUCUGCGCUUAGAAGCAACACUACCGUGGAGAAACUGUAUGUUAAAGAAGGUGUUGUUACUCAAAGAAACGAACGCGCUCUGGCAUUGGCACUGAAAUACAACACCUGCCUUCGUACCUUGGAAUUUGAGGAAUGUGUGUUUCUUGAAAGCACCACGAACUGGGCAAGAGCAUUGAUGAUAAACUCGACGUUGGAAGAGCUUCAUAUGUCUCUCAGGCUACGUGUGGCACUAGUACGACAACUCUGCCAGGCACUGGCUGUAAACAAGACUCUAAAAAGGCUGACUAUUGGAUGCUUGGAUGCUUGCAUGCAAGUGAGAGUAUCCUUGGCGGAGUACUUGGCUGCGAACAGCUGCUAUGGCCGUGUGCAACUACCCUGGAGCGAGCCUGAUAUCCCGGGUUUGACAGCUGUUGUGGUGUGCCCUGAAUUGUGCCCCGAAGCAGUGAUCUUGCCAAUAAUUUCACAUAUAUCGGAGAGAAGUCUGACGACCCUUCUUCAAGCUAUUGGUGUAAGCAAGCGCAUUCACACCUUUAAGUUAUGCCUUGGAGAUGCCGCCGGUGCUAAGGGUGCAGCUGUCUGUGAAAUGCUGAAGACUACAGAUUACAUCAGAGUAGUGGAGAUAGGAAUGGGGCAUGAUGAGGGGUGUCAAUUCCAUGACCUAAUGCAUGCCCUGGCGGCAAACAGAAGCAUCAAACAGGCGACAAUCUCUGUUCAUGCCAUCAACAGGCUCGAAACCGCUGAAGAUCUCUCAUACUUACUGUCGCACAACACGACACUAAAUGGACUUGCCUUAUACUCGGACUCUAGUUUCAGUGCUGAAUUUGUGCGGGAGCUUUCAAAAGGAAUGUGGAGGAACAAUCACAUUGUAGAGUUCAAAAUAGCCCCCAAGUUGCAGUGCACUGAUAAUGAGAGCUUUAUCUUAUUUGAGAAAGUACGAAAGAACAGGGGUGUUCUGAACCGUGCAGUUGAUUUUAUUUUUCAGCACAGGACAGACCGACUAUGUGCAGAAGCGUUUCAGUUGUUUGCUAGAAGUGCCCGUCAGUUUAGUUACAUAGCAAGAUUCAGUGGGAAAACGGAAGCUGAGGUAGCUGCGGCUGUAGUCUCAGCUACGAACAUUUUGAAGGACGACUAUUUCGUUAUCACAGGAGUUGUCCAGAACUCCGUUAGAUGCCAUCCUGCAAACAGCACACAGAUAGAUGCUCUGAACAGUGACUGCUGGCAUGCAAUUGCAAACUACCUUAGUGUUUACGACGUGCUCUGCCCCGUAUCUUGAUUUUCCUUCCAAUGUGCACCAUAGUUGAUGCCAGGUUUAGUGAACAGUGCCUCAUUUCCCAUGCCCUGAAUAAGGGCAAGGUACAAGAUACAUAUAUCUUAAGCUUUUGCUUGUAGCAUAUUGGAACCUUAUGGUUGGUUGUGUCCUUGAAGUCAACAUGUUCAAGCAAUUAGUGAACCGAUCUUGCCAUGUUUACAGUGCUUGCAAACCUGUGCUUUGAGCACUACGAUUCCUGCAGUUCACACAGCUUUCCCCACUGCUCUCAGGUUCAAGACAACGUUGAGGGGAACGUCAUUGUGGAUUUUUCUAGCAAAUUUUUUGAAGUGCUUAGGGAUCCUAUUCGAUCUUGUUGUACAAUCAUUUUAUUCUCGCCUUACUGCCUCCUGAUCUUUAGAUCUCAGUUGGCUAUUUGUCACAGUGAAAAAGAAGUGGAAACAAUGUUGACUUAUGUGCCUUUUACCAUGACCUAAUUACUGGCAUUCAUUGCAGUAGCUGUAGCAGCGAUGGCACAUUGAGACUUGUAGUAAGAUCGGUCUAUGAGUAUUCAUUAGUCUGAUCCAUUAUUAUAUAAAUUGCAUGCGUAUUUUGUGGCCACAGUGGCUCUCAUGAUUGUCUCAAUAACUGGUCGUGUUAUUUGUGUAAUUAAUUAGUGUUGCUUUUUGAAGGACAGUGAAGGGAGAUACUGACCGAUCACUAGUAAUUGAUAACUUUUAUCUUCACCUUUCAGCCAUUACCAUAUGUGUAUCCACUGCGUAAUGUGCCUUAACACAGUGUGGCUUUGAUUUUCAUUCGUUUGAAACAAUGUGUGCAGUGGUAGUCAUGACACUGGUGAUGUUACUACAGUGUUCAAAGCUUAAGAUGGGGCAGUGCUGUUGGUACUGAAUCCUAUUUGUGAUGAUUUACAAACUCUCACUGUGAUAACUUUCUUUGAUCUUUUGCCACGGACCUUUCCAAAAAGCCAUGCCUGUCCACUAGUGGCAGUUACUAGGAAGGCUGGGAGUAGGGUUUGCAAUUCGCUACACCACCUGCUUCUGUGGGUUUCUCCCUGUUUUUCAUAUGUGUGCAUAUUUCAAAAUAGUACAGUCAAUUGAACUUUCCUGAAUUUGUUUUAUAUUAAAAAAAAAUAAAUUAAAUUAUGGGGUUUUACGUGCUAAAACCACUUUCUGAUUAUGAGGCACGCCGUAGUGGAGGACUCCGGAAAUUUCGACCACCUGGGGUUCUUUAACGUGCACCUAAAUCUAAGCACACGGGUGUUUCUCGCAUUCUACCACGCAGUGUUGAUAAAGGUCAUUUAGCUUAAAUGAAAGUUUUAAAGACACAUUUUCAACUUCAGCUCAUGUUGCAUGUCUUGUUUCCUUUUAUGGUAAAAUAAUAUUUUCAAGUAUAUAAAACUAUUUGGAAAGUUAGAACAUCUUUGUUAUGUUCUGCCUAAACAAAACAGACAUAGCAAGCUCUUUAGCCUCCAAUAACUAACACACUGAAAAUUACUUGCCAGUUGUUUGGGUUGUUUCACAACUGCAAACUCUUGAAUUUUGUGUUAAGAUUACAAAUGACUUGUUCUAGUACAGUUUUACUAACAUUUCAUCAAACACUGAAAAAUAAGUUAUGUUAACACAAAAAAAAAACUCACUGCCCUUCCACCCUGUUAAGAAGGAUGACCAGCGAAACUGUGUAUGUGGGCCCCUUACUGCAUCUCCACCGCGGGUCGGCCCAGCAUUGCACUAUCUUUGCGAUCGGUACACGAAUGGGGAGGGCUUAACACCUGCUUUACCUCCGCCGUAGUCAGCCUGAUAUUGCACCAUCUUUGGGAUUGGCCCAUGUAUGUGGAGUGCUUAAUGCCUGCUUCACCUCAGCCACGGGUCGUCCCAGCAUUGCACUACAUUUGGGAUCGGCCCACGUAUGGGGAGUGCUUAACACCUGUUUCACCUAUGCCACGGGUCGGCCCUGCAUUGUACUAUCUUCGGGAUUUUGUGUCUGCACACUGACAUAAUCCUGGGGGAACUAGCCCAUAACAACUUCGCUGUAAAAGCUUCCCUGGCUAUAACCUAAGGAAUCUUCUAAUGCUGAAAGGACAAUAGAGGUAGGGUACCUGCAUCAAGCAAGUCUGUUUCUACAAGUUCUUGAAACAGGCGAAAUUGCAAACAGCAAAACGUCAUUGUGGUCUAAGAGCACUGUGUUGCUUGUCAGUUUCUCCUCUUCCAAGUUUGCUGCUGCUGCUGCCUGUGCUGCAUCUUCAAUAAAGUUAGUAUGUAUCCCACGAAAGGCAUGUGCCCAGAGCAAGCUAAAAAUAAAUUAUUUAAUAAAAGCUAAGGUUUCCUUAUAAGUGUUGUGUUUGACACUACACUUGAUUGACACUUUUUUUUUUCCUGGCAUACACGAGGGCCCCUAUGUGGACGGAACCAAACUCGUAGCAUGCUGCAUCAUGCUGCAUCAUCACACAACAAGCACCCGAGGUGCUAGUGCAUGCUCAUGCACAAUGCUAUGAGCUCUACAUGCAUAUGUGCCUGGCCUAAAAGCAUAACAUAAGCCAGUGCUAGAGCAUUCCUUCUGCUACGGUCAUGUCAGUAGAAUAAGUGGAUAAUCACUCAUAUGCACUCGCCAGUAUUUUCGCAGGCUUAUACUCACUCACACUUAUGUUUACUAACCUUUGUUGGCACCCACUAAUAUUUCUACUAGCCCAUUCAUGCUCACUUCUAUUCACACUUACCAGCACCCACUAAUGUUCAUACCCGUGCCCACUCCCACUUCACAAGCAUUCACUCACAUUCAUACCACUCAGUCACUGAGUCAUUCACGCGUCCACUCAACAUCAUUGCCACUGACCCUCAUUUGUACUCUUGUAAACUGACACUCACUCCUGUUCAUACUCAUGUCGUCACCCCUUUUGCCAUUGAAUUUUAAAACCUUAUAAUAAAUGACACUCUUUAUGCGGAACACUUAGAUGCGUCAAUUAAUGAUCAGAAGGACCUACUCUAACGACUCAGUAUGUUGGUAGAAAAUCAUCAAAAUCAUUUCAGGGUCCCUUUAAGAAACACAUUUAAUAUUCAGUAGGCAGCCUCGCACCAUUAUAGGCCGUCUGCUCAUGUCUGCCUCUUUUUGGUUCAAAAGUGAACCUUCAGCUUUUAUGCUUCACAGGUGCUGCUAUUCACGACUUAAAAAGCACAUACAUCAUAAUUUGGGAAAUGGCGAAGUGGUUUGCUCUUAUUGUAUUUGUAACUGUUGGGGCAGUCUAGUACAGUGGUACUAACAUUGCAAUUCUGCUGCUGGUAAAGACUGGCGGUUUUUCUUCUGGCAUCUGUUUCAAUAGCAUUGAAGGACACCACGGGUGCGAUCGGAGAUGGUUGUUCGGCGCGUUCGUUCGGUUACCGGCGCGCGCGAUUUGCUUACUCCGCACCGACGUCGCCAGCCACGGGGCCUUGCCACAUUUUUGGCGACGUCAAAAUGACGACACGCUCCUGUCAAUCAUCCUGCCACUGAGCAUUUCGUCUGCUAGGCGCCGAACCCGACGGGAGCUGGGAAGUUUGGAGUGAUCAUAUGGCUUCGCAUGGCGCGUCUGGUGGAUUGAAUCCAACCGGCGGCUGCGGCAUGGCACGUUUGGAUCCAAUCCAUAGUUCAAUUCGAGAAAAUGCCGCUUCCGUUGGGAACUUAGGUUGUUGUGUUGGCAUUUCUAGAGGAAGGAGGGGAGCGGGUGGCGGUGCGAAACGCGUUUGAAGAAAUGGCAGAAAGUGAAUUCCGGCGUCGUUUUUGUUUCUCGAAACAAGUAAUUCGUUGGUUGUACAGAUAUAUCGACCCCAUCAUCGGUUCCAGCUAGCCACUGGAAUCUUGUCGCCUCUUGAAAAGUGCGCCACUCUUCCUGUCAUUUUUUUUUUUUUCUCUCGCUGUGUCUGACACCACCUAGGGGCCAUGCAAAGGAACUAAUAGUUAUAAAUUGCAGUAGGCACAAGUACUGCUAUUUGAAAACGUGUUUGGGCUUGAGAAGAAAAAAUACAUUUUUUUAGAUAAAAAUUUCAUUCAUUUGCAAGACAAGAAACAUUUCGUCUUGUAGUAUACUGUCUGCAAGCAGACGACAAACGACAGAAGUAAACUUCCGGGGAGGUCACCGCUUCCUGAUUGACUGCUCUCUCCGCCCCGCUGUCAUAAAUUUUGCACACUGCAACUUUGUGGGGUUGCAGCAACUGAACAGAACGCAUAUCGAACAAAAUAUCUCCGAUCGCGCCCCAUGUUUCGAACAAGAAUUAAUGGGGGGAAAAAAAGAAAUAGGGCAUCAUUGACUUACAAUGAAUGAGACUGUGAGGCCAGCAGGGGCUGUUUGCAUUUGGUGAUGUGCAUAAAUGCAAUAGGCACGAACUCCUGUUAAGCCUUACUCUCACGACACUUUGGAUGUAGCUACCAAGCCCAUGUGGCAGUGUACUUUUUGGAAAGGUCCGUUUUACAGCAUGGUGCACUGUUAAAGGGAACACCUUGCAACUGAUAAGGCCGUAACUGGAACAUUUCUUCACUUUUACCCGAAAUGAGUGGUUGAUGUAACGACAUGUAUAUAUAAAAAUUUGGCCUGUAUAUAUGUUGGCAAUAAUGUAUGGCAGAAUACCAGCUGCGUGUGUCCUUUAACAGUGGAUCAUGCCAUACAUUUUAUAUGUAAGUGAACAUUUGUACCUGUUUUUGGUUUUUAGAGCAUGUAAGUUGGUUUUAUGUGAUAGUAGAAUGUCAGAAAAAAUACAAUUUUUUAGCUAGUCUAGCUGUAAAAUUGCCUGUUAUAGUGGGUGCACAAGGUUUUGAUGACAUGUAGUGACGACUUCCUGAAUAACAGCAUUAUUUCAGACAAGAUUCUAUAUAUUCAUUCGAAAUACUUCACAGUGUUUCUAUUGCUGCUUUUUUUUUUUAGGGCUGCUAAAUAAAACCAACUUCGGCCUCAAUUACUGACUGAAUUUAGUUACAAUAAUGGUAACAUACUUGAUUCAGAUAGUGUGUUGACGUUUUGAAGUGCUUCCACAAUAACAGCCUGUAGCGACUUUUUAUAAUUAUGUGGCUGUUAGUCUUUCUCUUAUGCCUGCCAUACACAGCAGCAUACAGGUUAGUCCACUGUACUUUGAGUGAUGUGGCCACAGAAGUUCAGAACCAGAUAUUCUUGGGUUGCACAUAUGCUGAAGGAGCAAGCAAAUUCACCAAUUAAGAGCAGCACAUGUUCACAUCGUGCACAGAAACAUUGACUGUUGACUCAGUGACUUCAAGCUGCUCGGCAAUGGGCAUAAUCAGGUUUUUCAUGGUUCUCACUCAUCAUGGCCUCCACCUUUUCGAGAAACUCAACUGCCUGAAUAGCGUCUGACAAGUUGUGUGGCAGUGCUUAUUUGUCCACGUCAGAGAUUAUAAUUGGCCAUAAACUCUCAUCUUGCACUAAAAACAAAGGAUUUUGGGGCCUUCAGAAAGGUGGCAAUCGCUAGGUCACUGUGGUUGGCACUUAAGGCAACUAGAACAAUGUGUGGCUUCAUCUCCUUUGUGAGAGUGGAAGCUCACACCAUGGAAUAAAUGUGGUAGAUAGGCGGCGAAGGGGUUGGUGUGGCCAAAGAUAAGCACCUAGGCAGAUAGAACAAGAAUGUUAAUGUCUAUGGUGUUUUCAAGCUGUGUCCUCAAAUACCUUGCGCACCUGGUAUUGCAGAAGGGGCACUGUUGUGGAUACUCAUACUUGCACUGUAACUGCUGCAAUGGCUGCAACUUGCUGUGACCCAUUUGUUUUGUCUGUAUUUACUUUGUACCUUUUUCUUUGCAUUUUGUCUCAUUUCAAUGUGUGUGCUACUACUAGCUUUGACUUGACUUUACUAGUUCUUACUUUAUUUUGGCUUCCAUCAGUUUGUCUUGCAUGUGUGCCUCUAUGUUACGACUUGCUCAAACAAUGCAUCAGUCUAGCUAAGCCUAUUAUUGGAUGAAUUGGUGCUUCUACUAUGUUUCACUAGUUCCAUACAGCGCGAUAGAAGCUAUAGGAUUCGUCGAUAAAUCAGUGGGCCGAAAAUAUCCUAAAGGUGCCCUUCCACACCUUGUCGUCUUCUAGCGGCGAGGCUGCAGUGCAGGCGGUGGCAGCAUCUACUAAGGCUGCAGUUGCGUAGCGACAUCACCUGUUGUGAUAGCAGUGGUAGAAAAUUUGUUCCAUAUUUGACACAAAAAAGGCUGUGCAUUAAGAUAUUUCGAGAUACAGAAGAGGAGGAGGGUAACAAAGGUCGCGGAAGUGGAGGGUUCAGAAGGACCACUUGGCCAGCUUGUCGCAGGGGAUGGUGGUGCCAUCUCUUGAUCCCUCUUGUAACGUCGACUUGUACACAGUGCACUUGUUGCCAUUCAUGAGUGCAGCCGUUUCCUUUGUUAGGAUUUGGGCAUGUUUACCACAAUCCUUCUGCGCUGUUCCAAGCAUGUUCAAUGCCAACUUAUUCGUUCCUUUCGCAUAACAGAGCAGCUUGGAAUGAUACCACACAAGUGAGUCUGCGGAUGUCAUUUUUGUGAAGGACGAAGGAGGCAUUCCUCCAUUUGAAUUUAACCACUGUUAAGCAAUUAUAUGGUUAUACUUUUUAUAUGUAAAUCAGUGCCCAUAUGAAUGCAUUGCAUUAAUUUUUUCGUUCCUUGCAUGUUUUCAUUCGAACAAGUGGAGAACUCUAUUUUCAGUAUCAUAAAUCCACAAUAAAUAUUUUAUUAAAGAAUAAAGCAAAAUUGCACGAUAAACCGCACUGUGACCUGCAAAGAUGCUUCCAAGUAGACGCUUGCCAACAAAACCACUUGUAAAGGCCAUCGUCCACUCUUCAAUCAGUCAUCCAAUGGCUUAUGAACUGUAGUAUUAUAUAUCACUGUGCAAGAAUCUGCACUUGCAGGUCGUGUAGCCUUGGCUCUGCUGCGCAGAACUACUUAAACAGAGUGUAUAUGCCAUGGUAUAGCAGGUGCGAAGAAUGCAGGCAAACAAAGAAAAACAGACAUGAAUAAAUGCCACUAUCAGCUAAAAUUAAUUUUGUGCAGAAAAGAAUAUCUGCAGGAAGUGAAGAAACAUGCAUCGUGCAUACAGAAUGUGCUAACGAGGACAUGACACGACACAGUGUCGAAUCACCAAUAUAGCCUUUCCAUACAUUGUUUCAGUGUCUAAACCUUUGUCCCGCACUACUGCUUGGGCCUACAAUAUUGGACUGCAGUAGCCUGUAAAUAAAUAAAUAAAAUAAGCAUGACUCUAAGAAUGCAAAUUCAGUGAUAUACAAAGAAAGAGAUGUAUCACGGACACAUUUAUCACGAUAUUUCUUGACAUAAAAUGCGUCCAGUGAUUUGAGGAUGUAAAAAUUCUGGGCAGGAGAAAAGAUGCUGCCACGAGAGGUACAUUGGAGGCAUUCUAUAAUAAGAAAUAUUACAUGCGUCAUUGAUAUGACCCUUUCUUUGUAUACCGCUGAACUUGCUUUUCUGGAGUCAUAUCUGUCAUUGGACACUGCUUCACGUCACGUCCUUGUUGGUGCUUAUUGUAUGUAUGAUGCACAGGUGCCCACUUGUACAAAUAUCUUUUUCUGCUCAAAACAAACUUCAGUUAGUAGUGGUAUUUGUUUGUAUUUGUUAUCAUCCUUGUCCACAUACGUUGUGCCAGCUAUACCAUGGCCCUGCAUCAGUCUGCCACAGGCUGUCGUAAAUUUGUAGGCUAAGUGCAGUAUGCAAUUUGAAUUCUGCCUCAACAUUGACAAAUGAACAGUGCCUUGCCUUGGAGUGGGGGCAUGCAUAUCAACCUUUUGAUGCUCCUGCUAUCUAGCUGAGUCGUUUUUCGAGCGCUGAAGUUUUGGUUCACUAUUCCUAAUGGCCUGAAUGUCUGCACUCGCAGAUUAUUCGUAGCCCUCAUCACCAGUUGUGUUUGCCUCUGGUGUUCAGAGAGAAGUCAUCUCUUUGCAUUGUGAUACUGUGUUCCUUCUGAAAUCCUCAGGUACUUUUUUGUUUUGUAUUGAUCAUUGUGUGCCCAUUAGCUUCUUAAUUAAGGUGACACAAAUGUGACAAGUUGUUGCUCCUGUGUGAUGUUUUAUUUGUCACCUGUGUGAUGAAAGUGACUGUAUUGUCUUACAAUGUGUCAGUGUUUAGUGUUGCUUUUAUAACUGUGACUUAAUAAAGUUUAUGCAUCACUGAG
Molecule: messenger RNA, 10731 nt
Organism: Dermacentor albipictus
Lineage: Eukaryota; Metazoa; Arthropoda; Arachnida; Ixodida; Ixodidae
Source: RefSeq, a predicted model, not a curated record